AUGAUUAAAUACAAGCGGGAAUUAUUUAGAACUUAAAUUAGAUAGUAGUUUCAUUAAAAUAUUUUCAAAUAGAAAAGAGUACUAAUUAAUACAGAAACACAAUAAGUAUAUUCAUUCAAUCAAUUAAUCGAUAUGAUAAUCAAUCCUAGAAUAAUUACAUAGGACCAUUUGAAGGAAUUAAAUUCUUGUUUACUCUAUUGUAUUAAUUAAGAACUUUCUAAUGAGUAAAUUUAGUUAAUUGAAAAAAAUAUCGAUAAUUUUCUCUCACUAUUAAUGUAUUAAAUUGCCAAUAAAAAUACCUUAGUUUUAGAGUCAUUAACAAUAUUUAUUAAUUUAACAUUUUUUUCAGAUGAGAUUUAACAAAAACUACUCACUAAUAACUAUGCGAAUUUUAAUAUACUUUAAGUUAUAUCUAAUUUAUUAUCAAAUCAAAAUGAAAUACGAAGUGCCCUCGAACUUUUAAUAAAUAUUUGGUGUAGUCCUAAUUCCCAAAAAAUUGAGUAAUUGGAUCUAAUAAUAUCAAUAAAUGAUCUUACAGAUUUAUCUAUUUCUAAAAAUGAGAAUCAGUUUAUUUUAUUAAUUUCAAAAUGUCUAAAAAAUUUUGUAAGUUUUAUAUGCGAUGAUUUUGUAUUGUUUGAUUGUGAUUAUCUAUUAAUGAUAAUAAAAAAACUAUUAAAUUAUGGAUUAAAAGAGAAGCCAUAAUUUAUAACAGAUUAGAUAGAGAUAUAUUGCAUCAUUGUAUAAAAAUUAAAAUUAAACUAUAUUCAAAAAGAUUAUGAUUUGAUACUUAAAUUAAUAAACUUGAGUUUAGAAAUAACAAUAACGGUUGAAUAAAUUACCAGAUUGCUAUCUUAUUUUUGUAUAAAUGGGCCAGAAUGUUUUUAUGAAAUAUUAUUAAGUCAUAUAAUUGAGUAUUCAAAAUCGAUAAUCAGAUUAAAUAAUAAUGAAUUAAUACCUUAUAUUCUAAAUUUAUUAAGCAUAAUAUUUUAUUAAUUAUCAUAAGAUUUUAACAGCUUUUUAUAACCUUUUUAUGAAGAUAAUAUAAUUUUAAAAGAAAUAAUUAGAUUUAGUGAAGAUUGCUACCCAUUAAAGGUGAGGGAAGCUUCUAUAAGAUGCAUUAAAAUUUUAAUUGAAAGUUCAAACGAAUUAUAAAUUUAAAAUUUAGUUGAAUUAGAAACUCAUAUAAUAUUGAUGGAUUUAUUAAAAGACUUUUCUCUUGAUUAAUUCUCUACCUUAUAUAUUUUAUAAUCUUUAAAUAAUUUAUUAAAUACUGAUAGUGUUUAAGCAUUUCAGAUGGACUAUCCCCAUUAUUUAAUGUAAUAUGCUUUAUCAAAUAAUCAAGAGAUAGCAGAUUAAGCAAAUGAAGUCUUACUUAAAUUUGAAGAUGAAUUUUUUAAUAUUUGUUAGUGA
Molecule: messenger RNA, 1410 nt
Organism: Paramecium sonneborni
Lineage: Eukaryota; Ciliophora; Oligohymenophorea; Peniculida; Parameciidae
Source: the annotation of a GenBank genome assembly